GUCAUGAUGUCAGGAUUUGCUAACAUGGUUCUGAAUCUUACACACGGUAUGCAGCCAAUUUGGGAUGAAAGGGAGACGCGGGCCUGGUCGCAGAUGGGAUGUUGCGAGUGUCGGUGUUUUGCUUGUGAGCAUCGACCCAUGUAGCAGCAGAGCUUCCACCUGGCCUUUGAGCGCUGAAGAUGCUUCCUCCCUCCGGCAAGUUGUUUUGGUGCACCGACAUGGUGCCCGCUUUCCGACAAAGCCCACCGGAAAAGCCGACAUUGCUUGGCCCAUCCGAACGCAGUUUUGGGAAAGCUAUAAAGGGCACCUCACUCCUGUGGGCUCUUCGCAACUGCAGGACAUUGGAAGUGUCCUUCGCAAUCGUUAUUUGGAUGAUAAGGCAUACUUGUUUGGUGGCGUGCAGAAGAUCGAUGGCACUAGCCUAGCUGUUUACACCUCGAACAUUCAGCGUACAUUGCAAAGUGCUUGGGCCUUUUUGCUCGGCUUCGUGCCCUUUGCUGCCGUGUUCUUUGCCUUUCGAUCGGAGAGAGUCUUUUCUGAUUCAGCCCGACGCGCCGCGGGAGUCCCGAUUUAUAUCGAAGACGCUGUGGGUUCAGAUGACAGGCUUUUUCAUGAGUGGCGCCUGGAUGAUAAAUAUGAAGAAUGGAGGAUGCAAAACCUGAGGCGCUCAAGAUUUCUUCAAGACAUGUCUUGCGACAGAGAGUAUCAUAAACUCCUUGACAAGCUCUUCAAGUGUAGCAAAGAUGAACGGCUUUGUCCAUCACAAAGUAUGAUGGAUAGACUCAUUGCGGCAAAGGAUCUGGACACACAGGUGGCCAUUGAAGAAGCUCACAAUCGCCCAGUGCUCGUCAAUGAAGAGGGGAUUUCCUUGAACACUCAUGAACGCCAGUUGCUUCAGGAGAUAGGCAAUGAAGUCAAAAGGCGAUGGUAUGGUGCAGCAUCAGGCCUCAGAUGCGACUCCUAUGGAAAGAAAGGAGCUGGAUAUUUGGCGCACAAAAUCUGGCGACACAUGCAGCAACGAGCAGAAGGAAAAUCACACCUGAGAUUUGUCCAAAUGUCAUGUCACGACACCACUUUGGCUGCAUUAGCAACCCACCUUGGUCUUGAGCUGCCAAUGAUAGGCUUUGGAGCCUUCUUGGUCUUUGAGUUGCAUAGCGACGGAGACACCCAUUGGAUAAAGACCUACUACAACGCGACACCAACAGAGGAAACAUCCUAUUCACGACUGAAGUCCUUGGCCUUGCCUUUGGGUGAAGAGCGGCUUGUAAAGGUGAGAAAUUGUGCGACUGGGAGCGUCACCUUGGGGGACUUCGCCUCACAUUGUGAAAUACCAGGUGUGGAAGAGGCAUUUCAAUCCUUUCUGUCCUUGUGCUGCGAUUCUGGCAAAAGGCCAACGCGCAAGGCAUUGACCAACCUUUUGCAAAAUGGAGCUGGUAGUCUCAAGUGGAUGAGUUUUGGCACAUGGCAGGAGAGAUACGGCGAAGCCUUCCGCUGCAUUGACAAAAACAAUGAUGGAAAGCUGAGCUGCAGCGAAGUCCAAAGUGCUUUGUCUGAGUGGGGCUACAGCGUUUCGAGAGAAACCUUGGAGAGACUAUUUCGUUUGGUUGAUUCAGAUCCUGAACACGACGGGUUUGAUGAAGAAGACCUUCAUCUUACCAUGUCUGCAUUGGUUGGAAUUCGAGGGGGGUUGCAUGGCCAGAGCAUCAAAGUUGAGGCUUAGAGCUGGCCAGGUUGGAGGCCAUCGCUAGAGUAGGUUCCUUUUGCUAUUAGGGUGGAGGUCAUCGCUAUUAUAUAGGUUGGAGGAUCAAGUGUGUAUUCUUUUGUUUCAUAGACAGCGAGAACCUUGGCGGUCACUGCUCUUGUGCACAGAACCGUGUUGCGAGUCUCGUUGCAGCCUGAUCCAGCUACGCCAUCCUGCAUUUUUGCAGGACGUUGCAGCCAAUGAGCGCCUGUACUUUGGUAUUGGCUGAGAAAAGGUCCU
Molecule: messenger RNA, 1981 nt
Organism: Durusdinium trenchii
Lineage: Eukaryota; Dinophyceae; Suessiales; Symbiodiniaceae
Source: the annotation of a GenBank genome assembly